AUUCCUCUUGUCCAACUGACCUCGUUUUCAAGUACAAUAUAAAAGCCUGCAAUAAAACUUGUCGAUUAUUGUCAGAGAGAUAUAGGAGCUGUGAUAUAGAAGAUGUUCCAUUUGAUGGAUGCACUUGCCCUGAUGGAAUGUACCAGAAUAAUGAAGGGAAUUGUGUUCUAAAAUCUCAGUGUGACUGCUACAUAAAUGGCAAGGUCAUGCAACCAGGCAAACUCAUCAAUAUUAAUAACAACAAAUGUGUCUGUCGGGAUGGAAAUUUUCUUUGCCAGACUCCCAUUAGUUCAACCCAACAGAAUUGUUCUGGAGGGGCCGAAUAUGUUGACUGCAGGGGCCCGAGGGCACGGAGAAGAGUUGACGGUAAAUGUGGUGCUUGGAACAUGGCCGGUUUUGAUGAGAACUUGCCUUGCAAAGCUGGGUGCUACUGUCCAGUAGGCAUGGUUCGAAAUUCUAAAGGGAACUGUGUGUUUCCCGAAGACUGCCCAUGUUCUUUUGGUGGAUGGGAGUAUGAGCAAGGAAGUGUUACCCCGGUUGGCUGCAACAACUGUACUUGCGUCAAAGGAUCUUGGAGCUGUACACAAAAUAAAUGUCAAACUGUCUGCCACAUCUAUGGGGAAGGUCAUGUUAGAACUUUUGAUGGAAAAAGUUACAGCUUUGAUGGUCUCUGCCAAUAUUCAUUUGUUGAGGAUUAUUGUGGUCGUGAAAGUGGCACAUUCCGUAUUUUAACUGAAAGUGUCCCAUGCUGUGAAGAUGGGCUUACAUGCUCAAGAAAAAUCAUAAUUGCUUUUCAGGAUCAGAAUGUUGUGUUGCAUGAUGGUAAAGUAACAGCCUCCAAAAUUACAGAAAGUAAAGACUGUGGACUCAGUGAAAAUACAUACUCUGUACAUACCGUUGGCCUGUACUUGAUUCUGAAAUUUCUAAAUGGGAUAACCAUAAUUUGGGACAAGAAUACGAGAGUUUCAGCUAUAUUGGAUCCUCGCUGGAAUGGCAAAGUGUGUGGUCUUUGUGGAAAUAACAAUGGUGAUCUCAAGGAUGAUUUCAUAACAAGACAUUCAUCAGAAGCUGUUGGAGCACUGGAAUUUGGAAAUAGUUGGAAAACGAGUCAAAAAUGUGCAGACACAGUAGCACAAAAUUUCCCAUGUGACUCAAACCCAUACUGUAAAGCAUGGGCUGUGCAAAAAUGUGGGAUCAUCCAGGACAGCAUCUUCAAAGAAUGCCACCACAAGGUGGACCCCGAAGCUUAUAUAGAAGCAUGCAUUGAAGAAGCUUGCUCAUGUGACAUGGAGGGGAAGUAUUUGGGAUUCUGCACGGCUGUGGCCAUGUACGCGGAGGCAUGCAGUGCAGUUGGAGUCUGUGUCACAUGGAGAAAACCAGAUCUCUGUCCUGUCUUCUGUGAUUAUUAUAAUGGACCCGGGGAAUGCAGUUGGCACUAUGAACCUUGUGGUACAGUGACUACAAAAACAUGCAGAGAUCGAGUUAUUGGCCAGAAAUUUUCUGCAGUUUUAGAAGGUUGUUAUGCUAAGUGCCCGGAUAGUGCUCCUUAUCUGGAUGAGAACCUCAUGAAAUGCGUCCGUUUAUCUGAGUGCAGCUGUUUCUAUAAUGAUAUCAUACCAGCAGGUGGAGUGAUUCAGGAUAACUGUGGAAGAACAUGCUAUUGCAUCGCAGGAGAGUUGGAGUGCGGUAGUGAUGCUGCUUCUGCAAACUCAACAUUCACAGCAAUUACAUCAGUAACCAGUAGCUCGGGCGGAGCAGCUUCCACUCCAGUGCUUACAAGAUCAAGCAGUGAAACAAUAG
Messenger RNA from Callorhinus ursinus (northern fur seal), 1800 nucleotides. The record is from RefSeq and is a predicted model, not a curated record. NCBI's taxonomy places the organism in Eukaryota, Metazoa, Chordata, Mammalia, Carnivora, Otariidae.